AUGACAGAAACAUAUAAUAACCUGAAUAUGGAGCACUGGGGUAUAUGGGACUGGACUAAAUUUAUUUGUUGCAAUCAUAGACCACUUGAAUCGGGUGAACAUUUGCUCAAUUAUCCGCACCCGAAGAAUGGUGUCAAUGGCCACGACCUGCAAGAGCUGGUGGUGAACAGCAGGACCGGAGCGCCAUUGUAUCGGCCGGACAACGACUACGCGUACUAUUAUGCAGACAAUCCUAUCGGUUAUUUGCCGGUCAAUGUAGACAACGACAGCCACACUAUUAUGGAUGGACUGAGACUGCAAUUACACAAACGGAAAGGCAAUUCGUUGCGAUCGCCGCCCGUUCGCCGCUCUAAUGAAUCUCAGGUCACUCUCCGGAGUUGGCUCUACCGGCUGGAGGGCGCGGCCCUCAAGCAGUGGAAGAGGAGGUGGUGUGUCCUCGCAGACUACUGUCUCUUCUAUUACAAAGAUAUGGAAGAGGAAAGGCUGUUAGGAUCACUACUACUGCCGAGCUAUAAGAUAACUCCCUGUCUGAAUGAGGACGGAAUCGCUCGCAAGUAUGCCUUCAAAGCCGAGCACAACAAUAUGAAGACCUAUUACUUCGCCGCCGACUCCAAGGAAUGUCAGACCCAAUGGAUGAACUCCUUAUCCCUCGCGUCGAUAAUGCAAUUGUCGUCCGCUUUCUCUACGGUUCGCAACGACGGCGACGGACAGGAAGUGACGGCCAAUAACGACGACGAGGAAGAGUCAGGCUUCGCCUCAUACCAGUCCCGGCGCUCCAACUCCGGUGCCAUCAAUAAUAAUCACUCGUAUGAUAACAAUAUUGGUUCCGAUGACAAAUAUCCCGGUUCUUACAACUCGGUUGGACUUCCAGUGGUUUAUCAGCAAAACCCGCAGCAAAGACCGAUCCAAAGGUCACACUAUGUGAACGCACCCCCAAAGCCAAAGCGUCAGUAUUAUGACAACUCAGACCUGUAUGUCAUCCCUCCGUCGGCACAAUAUCAUCACAACAGUCAUCAGACGCCUGACCUAAUCGCACACGACUCCUAUAACAGCAAUUAUCUGCCAAAUACUAAUUACUUCACACAAUCAUAUCCGCCAUACGAGCAGCAGUCGCCCCCACAAUACCGUCUCCCACCUCCCAGUCAUACCCCCCGGUUCUCGCGUCUGCCUCCGCGGCCACAUUCGGCUGACUUUCUCGAACGCGAUCAGGAAGAGGACGAAGACGAAGACGAAUGCCAAAAGAUAAUCGGUUCCAAUGGUUUUGCUGACGGCGCCCAAAGGCCUGAUAACUACUACUCCACGCAAACUAAUGAGACCUCAAAUAUAAUGCCCGUCCGCCCCAAAUCCAGUCUCGAUCGCUACGAUCCCUACUCCCGGUACUUCUUUGAGCAGCAAACCAAUUACGUGACGCCUCCGCACUAUCCCCCGGCGCCCAACUCGACCGGCAAAGAGCCCCGUCCCUGGUCUGACUACUUGGUUGGGACGACCAUCACGUCUCCGCAAAGCGAUAAUCAAAUGCCAAAUCAAACCCUCUCUCAGUUUUCGUCUUCACAUUUACCUCAUUAUCACUCAUCGAAUGCCAACUCUUAUGGUUUGGACGCAGAAACCCCUCGAAACUAUCAAAGAGAGGAAAGUCUUCAGCGAUUGCUUGAAUGGAAGCAACGGAUGCUUCAGUCGCCGCUCAAUAAGAGGAAUUGGUCUCAACAACAACAGCAACAACAGCCACCGAUGCAACAACAAAGUACAAAGUCUAUGGAACUGCCCUCCAGACCACCACUACCUGAAGAAUAUCGAUCAAAGUUCACGAUAAAGGAUGCGCUCAAAGGCCCCCAACAGAGGGAUAGGGAUUACGCUCCGCAACAACCAUACAAACAAAGGGAGAGAUCAAAGAGUAUUGGAGAUGGAAGUGAUUUCGUGACACAAACUGAGGAUACCUUACAAUCGCCACAAAAGAGCCUUCCCGUCAACUACUCAUCAGAUGACGAGGCCGAAUUUAAUCUGCAAAUGCCUUACAAUGAAAGACCGAAUGAGACAAUGAAAGGUCAGACAACACCUGAUUAUAUAAACAUUAACUCAUUUGGCAAAGAGACAGAAGCGGACAAAGAGUCAGAUUUGGAUAUAAGUAAAGAGGAUUACUAUAAGGCGUCGACAAUGUUUUACCAGAGAUUCUGUGAGUCCGGGCGACAGAGUAUUCUCAUGAGUCCCGUCAGCUUUAAUGAGUCGGUCAGCAGUAAGAACGACAGCAUUGGCCAGACGUUCAACAAACAGGACUGGACUGAUGUGGGCCUACCAGUGCCCGACGAGACAGUGCUCGCCAGGACUGCCUCACGAAGAAGUCUCAAACGAAUCACUAAUAACACGGAAUCAAAGACAAAGAGUGCAAUCGAGAGUCCAAAGCGUGAAUUCACUUUAGAUAAGCGCGAAGAUGGGGACGGAGUGGACGAAUAUUCUGUGAAAUGUUUGCUCAAAAAAUUCAGUGAAUUUGAUAAUAAAAAUGCGAAACCGAUUGUCAGUCCAAAUGAGAGCAAACACUAUAACGGAGAGGCAGUGAAUCAAACAAACUAUAGCUUCAAAUGCGAAACCAGUGCUAAACCGCUAUUCAAUGGCUGUAAUGUGUUUGCAAAGAGUUAUGUGAGUGACAGUGAAAUACUUGACAACAACUCAUCCAUAGGUGAUGAAGAGAACAGCACAUCCAAGUCGGCCCCUCUAAUGCUCUCCCCCUUAACCAAAGUGUUGGCUGAUCUCAGAAAGACGGCUGACGUACGCAAAGAGAAACUCUAUUCGCUGUCACGAAAUGAAUUUCUUCUUAAGAAGCCGUCAAAAGUAGAGGAAGUGAUUGCAACCAAAGGCGCUCUUCAGUUACUCGACAACAGCACCAAUAAGUCGAGUACACAUGAAGUGCAGCCAAAUGGUUGCCAACAAUCAGAUUAUCUGAAUAUGAAUAAAGUGGUCAAAGGAGAGGAAGACGUUUACGUUGCUAUGGAUGGCGAAGAGGGCGACAAAGAGAGCGAUGCCGGCGAUGACGCCGACGAUGAGGCCAGUCGUGACUUUGAUUGUAUUGUCCAUCACUCAGACAUCAUAACAGACAAUGAUAUCAAACUAAAGGCCGGCUGUAAAGUGCGGACAUAUAAGAAGCCCCGACCAGAGCCGGUGCCCAACGUGUCCAACCAAUUGGCUCUUAACCCUAAUCCCGCUUACGAAGCGUUUGAUGGCAUACAAGUAGCCACUAGUGAGGUGACUCCCGAGAAGACUGUCACCACUAAUGAGAUAAACAAUAACAAUACCAGUGCUGAGAAGCAUACCAGUGCUGAGAAGCAGAGAUCUCCGAACGCACCCUACUAUAUGUCAGACCUGUUGUCAGAGGAACAACAGAUCGCAUUGCAGGAGAAGCUGGCGGCCCGUCAAACGGGUUCACCGCCGCCACUGCUCUCCCGAUGCAAUGCACUGAAUAACACCCGCUAUUUGGGAACGACAUCUCUCCAGAAAUGUGAUGUCGGAAAACGGGUCAAUAAUAUCAACUUAAACUCUGUUAACAAAAAUGAUUCCACAGUUUCGCUCAAUAAUUGCAUAACAAAUCCCAUUACCACUAAUAAUGCCGUUCAAAGUCCAACGCAAACUCAAACUACGGAAACAAUUGAGAAUUCAUUGAAAUCCUUAUUAUUGCCAAAUGUGUCCAAAUUUAUUGAUUCCGAGCGCAAUAAAUACGAAGCGGGAAAUACACUGCAAAAAGUGCCUCAAAAUGAUAAGUCAUUUGCUUCCUAUACUAACAACAAGAGGUGUAUUACACCCGACUUAAGCCAUUCAUCUAACACUAAGACAAACCUCCAAAGUGAUGCCCAAAAUUGUUUACCCGAUAAUUUUUUAUCUCUAAAACGUCGCUCAAAAUCUUUGGAGGGUCUGAUGGAUCAGCAAAACAGUAGACAUAUCUAUGAAAACAUAGACCAACAGACACUCCAACCCACUGCCCACGAAAACGAUGCUAUUUUUAAUACAAGUGAUAAUAAUGUGUCGGAUGAAGACUUUAUGGGGACUGAAGUUCUGCGGAGAGUAAGUAAAAAACAUUUUGGAGAUAACUUUAGCGUCAAGUCUUCGUCAUUGAGUCAACAAUCGGUGCCAUUAUCUGAAAGUUUUGAUAAAGGUUUUGAUGACUUCACUGAAAGUGAAUCAGAUUUGAGUUCUUUGAUUGAGUUGUCCACAGACUCAGUCUCGGGUCCAAUAAUGGCAGAGAAAGUCCGAAAGCGUCGCUCUUCUCACAAGAGGCGCUCGAAGGAUGAUCUGAAUGCUUCCGACUCCGAGGUCAACCCAAAGCCAAACCUAAUCUCAAGCAAACCUAUGCACGUGAAGCCUAAGUCAUUGCGUGACCACAAGUCCUCGCGAUUGUGUGUCUCGACGGGUGAUCUAUUGGGCAAAUCUCACGAAGAAUUGGUUUUACUACUGAUUCAGUUGAGACGAACUCAAUCCCAAUUCGCCAAAAAUUGUGAUCAAUUGAGACUUCAGAUGGAAAGCGAAGAGAAGAUGAUUGAGAUCGAGCCGCACAGACGCGAAGAACAUAAACUCAAGUUCCGAGACCUGAGGGAACGGUUGGUUGAGUACGAGAAACAGUACGAAAUGCAGUUCUCGCUGAUCAACGCCGUCGACAAUAUGGUUAAAAUGCAUAAUCCGCUCAACAGUGAAGAGUUCGCCGACAAUAAAGCGAAGGCCGCCUCCACUUCCUUCUUAGAUCAGGUGUCGCUCGAGGAGGAGACCACCAAUUUGUCGGCUUUACAACAGGACAAAGAGAUUCUCGAACGCACUCUCGAGGGCGUGAAGAGUAAAGUGGCGAAAGUCGGCGCCGAAUCAGUUCCGGUGAUAAAUCUGGAGAAACUGAAGAAACAGCAGAGAAUGAUUGAGUCGGAGUUGAGUCGAGUGAGAGGUCUUCUCUCACAUUCAGCCAAACGUCUGGAGGAAAAGGCGGCAGAAAACGCACAAAUCGAGGCCGACGUCCUCAUCGCCAAGAAUAAACUCAAACAGGUUUUGGCCAACGAAGAGGCCAUCGAAAGCAACAGAGCCUCCACUCUGGAGGAAGAGUUGGCGCACAUAAACCAAGUGAUCGAUGACCUGCACAGUAGACGAGUGGAACUGAACGCCGCCAUUGAGACCAUCAAGACUACUGAGAAGAAGAGAGAGAUUGUGAGAGCGAGUCCCACAGGUUUGGCCGGAUCUGUACCACUGCCCGGCAAGAAGAAGAUCACCACUACUUAUAUGGAGACAGAUAUGGAUUCAUUGAAAACCAGAGAUCUCGCACAUUGUCCGCGAAAUUGUGGUCCGGAUGGAGAAGACAAUCCUCUCUAUGAGAAUCUGGAGAAUAAUGUGUUGAAUAAUUCAAAUGAUCUCCUGUUGAGUCAAUUUCAAGCCACGGAUGACUUGCUUUCGACAAACCCUGAAGACAUCGUUGACGAACAGAUGAGACAAUUCUAUGGGAUUUUACCGCAAAAGCCAAACGAACCAAAAACCGUAAGAAUUGUCAAAAGAGAGGCCGAGAGAAGAAGAAUCCAUUUCUCGAACGGAUCGUCAAAGAGUAUGGAUCUGUUCUGGAGUAGUGGUCAGUACGACAGCGAGUUUAGUGCAUCGGGUGCUGUGGGCGGCAUCGGAUCCAUUCCUCCGCCCUAUUAUUAUGAAGACCGCGAUUACGGCGAAAACGAUGACAUUCUCAACACUUUCGGCUCAAAGGAUCAGUGCAAUGAUGACACCCACUGUAUGAUCGAUAGUCUUACCGCUGAGUUUGGAAGAACUCAUUUGUUCCACAACUCAAAUACCACUAAUAAAUCAAUUUUUUUGUCAAAUGAUACCCAAUUAUCGCAUCCGCAACAAGAGCUCUUCUCUAGGCCUGAGCGCACGAGAAGUGCCUCCCUUUCACUUCCUUCUACUUCUUCCAACUCUUCCUCCGCUCUGUUGUCUUCUUCUUCUACUCCUUUUCCGUUUCGUUUGACACGCGUUCGUCGACUUGAGUCCAAAUACGGCCGACUCGGGCCCACUCGCAGACAUCAUACCAUAUCUAGCAGUCAACCCCACUUAGCAAUCUCAAAGAUAUGGCGUUCACGCGAUGAUACAGAUCUUCAACUGAGGGCUACUGUUAACACUCCAGACAUCGUUAAGAGUACUAUUAAAAAGAAUUGCGAGGAUUUUGACGACAAGUUGUCUGCCAUUGAACGCGAAAUAAUGCUCCCGAAAAAGAUUGAAAUCCCUGAGCGCUAUAUACGCGAUGACGAGCCCGAAGAGAUGUCCGCCUCAGAGAAGCUGAAGCGAAGUCUGAAGGCGGAGAUGAUUAGAAAGAUGUUAUCCGAGAGCUCCACAUAUGAAGACGUGAGACGUGAUUGCAAUCAACACAUCAUAUCGUCGUCUUCCUCCUCAUCAGCGCUCGGAUCCGAAGAGAAUGUGUUGAGUGAAGAGUCGAGAGUGAAGUUGAAUGAAGAGAAGAAACGUAGGGCUCAGUUGUUGCAACUCAACCACGAGUUGGCCAAAGAGGUGAUGGAAAGGAGUCGCAUAGUGGCAGCUAAUAAUGACAGCACGAGUUCUUAAGGACUUUUGGCUUAAUGUUGAUUUUAAAUUACAUUUUGUUUUAUUUGAUUUUUUAGUUUUGGCUCAAUUAACAAAAUAUGACAACAAAAGUGAUGACAGGUUUGAAGAGAUGAAAAACAUAAGUGAAAAAGAUUUAAUCGAAAUGAUUGAACGCGAAUGGCCUCAAACUAAUCGACAUUUUUAGACUUAAACCAUACUAUAAGGUCUCAGUUUUUGUUUUACCCAAUCUAUU
Molecule: messenger RNA, 6790 nt
Organism: Oppiella nova
Lineage: Eukaryota; Metazoa; Arthropoda; Arachnida; Sarcoptiformes; Oppiidae
Source: the annotation of a GenBank genome assembly